CAUUGGGACACACAAACCCCUCCACCACAAUAAGGUGAUGGCUCAAGGAGGGGUAAGGUAAAACCAGGGAACAGAAAAGAGUGUGGAGUGACUUAUCUAUAAAGUGUCUUACUUUGGCCAUUACAGAGAUGCUUCUAAAUAUUUUUGUGCAUACAUAUAUAUUUUAUGUGAGACUUAAGUAGUUUUCAUCAUGUAUUAGCACCCCAAGGACUUCGAUUUCAUGCACCCUUUUCCAAAACAACCCCCUCUAUCUCUAGUUUGAUUAAUUCUGAAUUAUUAAUAUCCAACAGUUGCUGUAAAAUUUCAUCUGCGCUAAAUAUCUUUUCGGUGUCUGCAAAUAAUUUGUAUUGGCGUAAUUGUGAUGUUGUGCAUAUAACAUUGAUGUACAUGAUAAAUCGGACCCAGCACCAACCCUUGUGAAACUCCACACACAAUGUCUAUGCAUUUUGAACUAUAUUCACCCAUUUUUACAAAUUGUUUGGUGUUUCUUAGGUAACUAUUCACCCCUAGUGCAAGUCCUCUAAUUCCAUAUUGUUCUAAUUUUGUGAUUAAUAUUUUGUGGUUAAUUGUAUCAAAUGCUUUAUUUAGAUAGAUGAAUACUCCAUUAGCAUAUUUCUUUUUAUCCAUGGCAUUUGUGGUUUCUUCUAUUAAUUCAAUUAGAGCUUGUGCUGUUGAUCGGUUGCUUCUAAACCCCUAUUGGUUAUUGGUGACGAAGUUAUGCUUUUUUAUGAAAUCAUGAAACUUUUCCAGAAUUUUGGAGAAACAGGUCUGUCAUUUGGAAAAAGGUGUUUGUCUCCAGUUUGAAAUAGAGUAAUUACUUUAGCUGUUUUUAUAACGUGAUAAAUUAGUUGAACAAAUGGAAUGGAAAAACUCAAUAUUUUUAUACACAGUACAAUAACAAUUGUAUCUCUCCUCCUAUUAACUCCUUUGCUAUGUCAAACUGACUGCUGUCAAAAAGGUCAUUCAACAAGAAGGCUACUGCACUGUGCUGUAUCUGGGCAAACUGUGCACAGCAGAUAGCUGAAAGCUGGGUGUUGUUUGUAUGGUCAACAGGUAACCCCUCUCAGUCCACCUCACUACACUACAUGAACCCCUACCAGCUGAACGCCUAUGCCAUGGCACUUAAAGCUGUUGGAGAGAUCAUUCAGGAUUAUGACAGUGAUAAAAUGUUUCCGGCUCUUGGCUUUGGGGCCAAACUCCCCCCCGACGGACGAGUGUCACACGAGUUUCCACUGAAUGAAAACAUGGAGAAUCCUUACUGCAAUGGUAUAGAGGGCAUCUUAGAAGCGUACCACCAGAGUCUGAAGACAGUACAACUGUAUGGGCCAACCAACUUUGCACCAGUGGUGAACCAUGUUGCAAGGUAUGCAGCAUCAGUGCAAGACGGCUCCCAGUACUUUGUGCUCCUCAUAAUUACAGAUGGAGUCAUAUCUGACAUGGCUCAGACCAAAGAGGCCAUUGUUAAUGGUGCGAAGCUUCCAAUGUCCAUUAUCAUCGUCGGAGUGGGUCAGGCUGAAUUUGACGCUAUGGUGGAGUUGGAUGGUGAUGACAUUCGGGUCUCUUCCCGAGGGAAACUUGCAGAGAGAGACAUUGUCCAGUUUGUUCCCUUCAGAGAUUAUAUGGACCGGACAGGUAACCAUGUGCUGAGCAUGGCCCGGCUGGCUAAAGACGUGCUAGCAGAGAUUCCCGACCAGUUGAUUUCCUACAUGAAGAGUCGGGGGAUUAAACCUAAGCCGGCCCCGCCACCUUACACACUACCCGGACUCACACAUCACCACACACACAUCUGACCAGAUGGCGUUUUAUUGAUGACUGACAGCGUGAAGCAGUCAUCUCCAUCAGGUUGCAUUUUCUUGAGGAGCGGAUGCAAACUUUCCAGGACCCGUUGGCAAAAAGUAUUUUUUAACCAGAACUGCGGCGAAGACUGUUUCACGUCAAAACGGACAGCAGGUCAGUUGAACAAGAAGAUCAUGUCGUGGUUAAAACUUUUGCCAGUCUGUGCUUGUUUCUCACAGUGUUUCAGGUGGUGAACUUUGACCUGAAGCACUGCUUGUCAGUUUUUGGUGUGGCCUAGUACGUUCAUAUUUUCAGGCAACUUUUUUUGUCUGGAAUUAGUUUUUAUAUUUGGAGAUUAUCUCCCUAUUUACUUAAUGAUGUAUCAAGACUGAUUAAGGAAAAAUACCUGUGUGUCGUUUACAAUUUGAUUUCUUCAAACAUCAAUCAGGUAUUUCGUACCAUUAGACAUUGCCUUUCUCUUACUUAACUUCAUAAGAGCAUGUUGUUCAAGAGUCCCCUUAUUUAGAAUUUACUGUCAAAUAUUAUUCAGAGUGGCAUGGAAUUUGAUGAAACUUGAGAAAAGCAUAACCUAUUUUUAUUUGAUUUUCAUGUAAACAGCAGAAGAUGAUUUUCUAUAAGAAUGGUUGCACGUGUAUCCUUAUACAUGAAUAUAUUUUAUUAAAAAUAACAUAAUAAAAUAAUGCAUAUUUAUUGAUAUAUAGUUUUUAAGCAUGGUCAAUAUUCUCUUUCAGCACCCUUUUUGUUUUCUUACAGUUCUGCACUGUUAACAUCAUAUUUGCUUGUUACCAUUUGUUGGCAUGCCACGAGCAUUAAAAGUAUUUUUUUACUUA
This is a messenger RNA of Phyllopteryx taeniolatus (common seadragon), 2627 nucleotides long. RefSeq names its product copine-8-like. Gene Ontology annotation, biological process: cellular response to calcium ion. Gene Ontology annotation, cellular component: plasma membrane. The coding region runs from base 1086 to 1790 and encodes 234 amino acids. The record is from RefSeq and is a predicted model, not a curated record. Gene Ontology annotation, molecular function: calcium-dependent phospholipid binding. The transcript is spliced from 6 exons. Lineage: Eukaryota; Metazoa; Chordata; Actinopteri; Syngnathiformes; Syngnathidae.